CUCUCUCCAAGUCAGGCAAGGUAGCCUAAACACCCAACCAAGCUCAUGGCAUUUGGUUCUAGUUCGGUUGUCUUGGCCAGAAUCAUUAAGUCGAGAGUGUGUAGAAUAUGUACUGCUCAUUCUAACGAUUUAUGCUUCCUCCAGUCAAUCCAUCCACCUUGAAUGUAGACCUUUCACCCCCAGUGACAUCCGAAAUACGAAUAAAAGCGGCGGUUUGUUUACUCACUCUGAGUUCAAUUCAUUUGGGGACUUUCCUGACGCAGCUUCAUUACGAAUCCAUUUCAUCUUCUCCUUUCAUCACUCUCGUCUGCCCAGCUUGUCUUGGACAGUUUCCAUCAAGCAAAUACCUUCCUCACUCCUUUAUCUCAACCAUUACCCUAACCCCCUUUACUACUUAGUCUAAUACAACGACUCAACACGGUCACAUCCGCGACAUGAUGUGGGGGUCCAAGCUCUCCGCUGUGCUGUCUGCGCUCAGCUUAACGCACUCAGCAGCUCCUGCGACCGAGCUUGAGCAGAUCGCCACCGAAAGCAACAUCAGGCAGGUCGCUAUCAUUGGCGCUGGCGCCGGUGGCUCAUCCACGGCAUACUACCUCCAGAAGUUCGCCGAGGCAGAGGGGGUUCCCGUGAACAUCACUGUUUUUGAGAAAACCGACCGCAUCGGCGGCCGUACCUUGACUGUAGAAGCUUACAACAACCCGCUCGAGCCUGUUGAGCUGGGUGCAUCCAUCUUCAUAGAGGCCAACCACAUCAUGUACAACGCGAGCCUUAGCUUUGGUCUGCCCCUGAAAGAGCCUGAGUCCGGCAGCGAUGGCUUCUUGGGCAUUUGGGAUGGAGAGAACUUUGUUUUUACACAGGACGACAGCUCCUGGGGGUGGUGGAAUCUGGCCAAGCUCUUCUGGAAGUACGGCACGGCCCCUUACAAGGCGCAGAAGCUCGUCCAGUCGACCGUAUCGACCUUUCUGCAGCUUUACGAAAAGCCUCACUUUCCCUUUCGAUCCCUCACACAGAGAGUCUUCGAGCUUGAUCUCCUGAAGGCGACCUCGGUCACAGGCGAACAGUUCCUUGCCAACAAUGAUAUCGGUGAGCUUUUCGCUCAUGAUAUCAUUCAGGCAGCAACCCGCGUCAACUAUGCGUCGAACCUCAGGCAUAUUCACGGCCUUGAGACCAUGGUCUCUCUCGCACCCGAGGGCGCCAAGCAGGUCAUUGGUGGCAACUGGCAGAUCUUCGCGACUAUGCUCGACAGAAGCAAUGCCACUGUACAGCGAAAUACAUCGGUCACCUCCAUUGCACUGAAAUCCGGUUCUACAGACUCCAAAUACUUGUUGUCCACCAAAGGAGCUCACUCUGAAGUCGACGCCAAUGCAGCAGACCAAUACCCGAUCGCCUUCGACAAUGUCGUGAUUGCCACUCCGUGGCAGUACGGUGAUAUCAGCGUCUCUGAGGACCUGUUCCAGCACAAGAUUGACGAGGUCCCUUACACUAAGCUUCAUGUCACUCUCUUUGCUUCGCCCUUCCGUAUUAGCCCGAAGUAUUUCGGGUUGGAAGCCGGCUCCAAGGCCCCGGACACGGUUCUGACGACUCUCAACCCCAACGACGACUCCAAGGCUGGAUCCGAGGGCGCCGGGAAAGCGGGCUUCUACUCUAUCAGCACCUUGAGAACCGUCACCAACCCGGACACGCUGAAGGACGAGUUUAUUUACAAGAUCUUUUCGCCUGGAAAGAUCACAGCAGAUUUCUUGUCGGAAUUGCUCGGCGUGGAGGUGCCUGAAUCCAUCAUCCCGGCGCAGAAGAUCGAGGAGAGCAGCUCACGCGUGGUUGAUCCCAUUUCUUGGUAUCACCCUCAUGUUUUCAACUCUUACCCCAUCGAGUACCCGCGUGUGACUUUCCAGGAUCCCAUCUUGAGGAACGGUCUCUACUACCUGUCUGGUAUCGAGAGUUUCAUCUCCUGCAUGGAGACCAGUUCGUUGAUGGGGAUGAACAUUGCCAGGUUGAUUGCCGAUGACUUGUCCGACGCUAACACUCACGAGAGGAUUGAAACAGAUGACGCACAGGAGAUUCUUGGCCAAGCGGUGAAGGGAGCGCCAAUUGCAGAUGAACUGUAACAUCUUUGUUCUUUCCAGCGUGGAGCAUUGGCUCCUAGCAUCCUCUUUGUUGGCAUCUUCUGGCCCAACUACUUUACAUGUGUAAUUUCAACGAUCCAAGUUCGCGACUUUUUGUAGAAAAUGAGUAUGCCGCUAUAGUCAAAUCCAGCUUGCGCCAUUUGUCAGCAAUGGGUAUCGUCAAGUUGAAUGGCGUCUCCCUGAAACCUUUU
Colletotrichum destructivum is the source of this 2314-nucleotide messenger RNA. RefSeq names its product Putative prenylcysteine lyase, prenylcysteine oxidase, FAD/NAD(P)-binding domain superfamily. The transcript has 3 exons. NCBI's taxonomy places the organism in Eukaryota, Fungi, Ascomycota, Sordariomycetes, Glomerellales, Glomerellaceae. The record is from RefSeq and is a predicted model, not a curated record. Gene Ontology annotation, biological process: prenylated protein catabolic process; prenylcysteine catabolic process. Gene Ontology annotation, molecular function: prenylcysteine oxidase activity. Bases 435 to 2105 code for a protein of 556 amino acids.